UCCUUUGCUACGAGCUUUCACCAAUUCCGUGCGCACUUGCAUAUAAUGAUGGAAGUUUGAGGAAGACAACUAAGAGUGUCCUGAUGACUAUCUUGGAAAAAGAAAUCAAUAUCCGUCCAAGACUUCCUCCAUCAGUCCUACAGACCACUUAUAUCAUUGAUGGGAUGGCAUUAGUGCAAAUGGCCAAGUCUGGUGGAGCAAGUACAUUUGGUGAUCUGUCACAAAAGUACUUCAGCAUCUUUACAGCACCACUUUACCUUCACAGCUGCAACUGCACAGAGGUCCAUAUUGUUUUUGACCAAUACUUGGAAGUUUCGAUAAAAGCCGGAGAACGCUCAAAGAGAGGAGCAUCAACUGCCCUUGAGGUACAGAUAGGCGGCCCUUCCACUCCCGUACCCAAGCAAUGGGGAAAGUACAUCACCAACCAACAGAACAAGAUCAAUCUCUGUGACUUCUUAACUCACUCUUUGUGCAAGCUUGGGCAAGAGAUGUUACCUUUCAACAAGAAAAUGGUAAUCGGAGGAGGAUUCAAGGAUGGAAAGAGGUGUGUGCAGAUCACCAGAGGCUGUUGUAGAGAAAUUACAGAUCUGAAGUCAGACCACGAGGAGGCAGACACGCGGUUAUUACUGCACGCCAAGUAUGUUUCCCAAGCAGAACGGAGGGUUGUCAUACAAUCACCCGACACUGAUGUGCUCGUCAUUGGAGUUGCACAUUUCAGACGUCUAAGCUGUGAGGAAUUGUGGUUUAGGACGGGUGUCAAAGAUAAGACACGUUUCAUUCCAGUGCACGAUCUCUACCAAGCAUUGGGCUCAGACAUCUGUAAAACACUUCCAGCCCUUCAUGCUCUUACUGGCUGUGACUCCAACAGUGCUCUUGUUGGUGUUGGGAAAAAGAAGGCUUUUGAAAUGCUGAAACAAAGCAAUGCUCACCAGGAAAGCCUAAGUCUACUAGGACAAGACCCAAUACUUGACGAGACAACUGCUGGAAAGUGCGAGGCAUUUAUCUGUGACCUAYACCCWUGUUCGAAAAAGGCUCCAAGCACUGCAGAUGAGAGGAGAUAUUUAAUUUUCUGCCAGAAAAAGCAAAAGAACGAGCAGCUUCCCCCGACCUCAGACAGUUUGCAACAACACAUACAGCGUGCAAACUAUCAGGCAUGUGUCUGGAGACGCAGUCUAACUGCUAUGCAGAGUCUCCCUCAGCCAGAGGGUCAUGGGUGGAAAAUGGAAGAUGGCGUCCUACAACCAGUUUUAAUGACAAAGGAGCCUGCACCAAAAUGUCUGCUGGCACUAACCACCUGUCACUGCAAAAAAUCAGAAUGUCUCACCAAUUGUUCUUGCAACAACACUGGUCUUGCUUGCACAGAGGCCUGCGAUUGCAUGGCAGAUGAGUCRGCAUGCAAAAAUCCUAAUGGUCUAUUUUGCCAAUAUAGCAGCGACUCAGAUGAAAGUGAUUCAGAUAAAAGUGACUCAGAUGAAAGUGAUUCAGAUGAUAGUGACUCAGAAGAAAGUGAUUCAGAUGAUAGUGACUCAGAUGAAAGUGCCUCAGAUGAAUCUGAUUGAACCUCAACAAUCUGUACUUUGAAUGUGUUUGUAAUAUUUCAAUGGAUUUAAUGUUUCAGACUAACUUCACGUGAUCUUCAGCCACGUGAUCGUUAUUAAUAUAGUGGAUAUAAAUUUUACAACUUCAUGUCUUUGAGGACUAACUUGAAAGACUGUUUUGGUCAAAGUUUACUAAGAAAUAGAGGAGAAAGCGCCAACCAWUCAAUUAGCCUCGUUUUCAUGUUGGCACUAUUACUCUCAUAAAAGCCAAGCCGUGGCACCGUUUUACAUUAA
Molecule: messenger RNA, 1832 nt
Organism: Actinia tenebrosa (Australian red waratah sea anemone)
Lineage: Eukaryota; Metazoa; Cnidaria; Anthozoa; Actiniaria; Actiniidae
Source: RefSeq, a predicted model, not a curated record